CUUCCAGUGUAUAAAUAAAAAAAUAAAAAAAUAGAAGUCAAAACCAAAGUGUGUAAAGCAAAUUAUAGCUAGAUAGACAUGUAGCUUGUUUUUAACUGCUAGUGUAGAAUUUAAUAUCUCCCUCUCUUGUCUUUAAUGGGCACACUGCACUUCUUGUUUAAUAUAAAAAUUCAUGUUCUUCACGUUCUCUACCUCUCUGUGUCUGAGAUUCACUGGCUUUCUUAAUCCUUCCUUCAACAUUACAUAAAAUAAGACCACCCGACAUCUUUUUCUUCCCAAAGUUUCAGCCUUGGAUCAAGCCUCCUCUUCCCUUCUCUCUCUCUCUCUCUCUCUCUCUCUCUGAAACUUGUCAUUUUAAUAUUUGUUUUGGUUUUGGAAGAUUGGAAAACUUCCCAACAAAUGUGGUGCACUUGAACUGUUGCUGUUCAUUUGUGUUGCAACUCAUGUAAUGCAUCUUUGUAAUGGUCUCUGUCGAUGAAUAAAUGUUACCAGAAGUGCAAGCAUGGAGUUGAAGAAAGAUAAGCUAGUGAGGUUUUAUGAUAAUGAGAAACAAGAUGUUCAAUUUUCAUGGGAAAAAAGUGACACCCAAAAACACUCAAAAGAGUACAAAGUCUCAGCAGCAGCAGCCCCUCUGUUAAUUCCUGAAGGCAGCACUGCUGCUGGUGUUAGAGCUAAACCUCACAGAUUUGGGAGUUUUAAGGUUUUCCCAGAGAGCCAUGAGCCAUACAAGAAGAAAAUUCUUGAUCCAGGAAGUGACAUUUUCUUGCAAUGGAACAGGAUUUUCCUCUUUUCUUGCUUGGUGGCGCUGUUCGUUGAUCCGCUCUUUUUCUACCUUCCUUCUGUGCUGAAUGAUGGUAGCUCAUCUUGUGUGGCACCUGACUUGAACUUGGGAAUUGUUGUGACUUGUUUUCGCACUCUUGCCGAUAUGUUCUACCUGUUGCACAUGUUCAUUAAGUUAAGGACAGCUUAUGUAUCGCCAAGUUCAAGAGUUUUCGGGAGGGGUGAACUUGUUAUGGAUCCCAAGAAGAUAGCAAGAAGGUAUUUGAGAACGGAUUUCUUCAUAGAUCUCAUAGCUACACUGCCUCUCCCUCAGAUUGUGAUAUGGUUUAUUAUUCCUGCAGUUAGAAGCUCCCAUAGUACCAAUAAUGCCCUUGUACUGAUUGUUCUGCUCCAAUAUGUUCCAAGAUUAUAUCUUAUUUUUCCAUUAAGUUCUCAGAUUAUCAAAGCCACUGGUGUAGUCACAAAGACAGCCUGGGCUGGGGCUGCAUAUAAUCUCAUCCUCUACAUGUUAGCCAGUCAUGUCUUGGGGGCAUCAUGGUAUUUGUUGUCCAUCGAACGGUACAUGACAUGCUGGAAGUCAGAAUGCAGAAAGGAAUUCAGCCCCACGAAAUGUUUCCUCGGCUACUUGGAUUGUGGUAAUUUGAACAACGAUGAUCGCCGCAGAUGGAUGAACAGCACUCAAGUGUUUAGCAACUGCAACCCAGAAAACACCAUCGAUUUCAAUUAUGGCAUUUUUGAGAAUGCAGUGACUAAAAAUGUGGUCUCCACAGAGUUUCUUCAGAAGUACUUCUAUUGUCUUUGGUGGGGCUUACAGAACUUGAGCUCCUAUGGGCAGACUUUGACUACAAGCACAUUUAUUGGGGAAACUUCUUUUGCCAUACUCAUUGCUAUCUUGGGUCUGGUUCUGUUUGCCCACUUAAUUGGAAAUAUGCAGACCUAUUUGCAAUCCAUCACUGUGAGACUUGAGGAGUGGAGGCUCAAAAGGAGGGACACCGAGGAGUGGAUGAAACAUCGCCAGCUCCCCCGAGAUCUGCAAGAGCGUGUAAGGCGAUUCGUGCAGUACAAGUGGGUUGCCACUCGUGGAGUUGAUGAAGAAUCAAUUUUACAUGCCUUGCCUACUGAUCUUCGUCGUGAUAUCCAACGCCACCUAUGUUUAGAUCUUGUUCGACGCGUCCCCUUUUUCUCACAGAUGGAUGGUCAGCUUCUUGACGCCAUAUGCGAGCGUUUAGUAUCCUCCUUAAGUACUCAGGGCACCUACAUUGUUCGUGAAGGCGAUCCCGUUACAGAAAUGCUUUUCAUCAUACGAGGGAAGCUAGAGAGCUCAACAACAAAUGGAGGCAGGAUAGGUUUCUUCAACUCAAUUACUUUGAGACCUGGUGACUUUUGUGGUGAAGAAUUGCUUGCUUGGGCAUUGCUUCCCAAAUCAACCCUCAACUUGCCUUCUUCAACAAGAACAGUUCGAUCCCUUGAUGAAGUGGAAGCCUUUGCACUGAGAGCAGAGGACCUCAAAUUUGUUGCCAACCAAUUUAGACGGCUUCAUAGCAAGAAGCUGCAGCACACAUUCCGUUUCUACUCUUACCAUUGGAGAACUUGGGCUGCUUGCUUCAUUCAGGCUGCGUGGCGCCGGUUCAAGAAGCGACUGCUGGCAAAGAACCUCAGCAUGGUAGAGUCAUUUUCAUAUAAUUAUGACAAGCAUGAAGAGGCUGAUGAGGCAGAAGAAGAAAAGGAAGAUUACCCUAAUACCACUAAUGCAACUUCAAAUACUUUCCAAGUAAGACAGAAUCUUGGUGUUACAAUUCUGGCUUCAAGGUUUGCUGCAAACACUAGGAGAGGAGCUCAGAAAAUCAAGGAUGUUCAAUUGCCUAAGUUGUUGAAGCCUGAAGAGCCAGACUUCUCAAUAGAGCCAGAAGAUGACUAGUUUAUUAAGAUUGCUACAUACACAUUAAUAAUAAUAAUCAAAGCCAAUAGUCAAUAUUAUGCACAGAUUUUUUAUUUUAAAAAAAUAUCUUCAAAAGGUCUAUUUGGAAAUUAAAAUAGCAUGGGAUCCAAUUAUAAUUGGAUGGAUUGUGUGGUCAUGGGAACUGCAAGUCUCCAACCUCCCAAGAUGUUGGCUCAACAUUAAAACCUAUGUUGUGUUUCUACUUAAUUUCUAGCAUCUGAAUUAUUGACCCCAUUGUAAAUUCUAGUUCCUCUACCUAUAUAGCCAGCUGUA
This is a messenger RNA of Prunus dulcis (almond), 2992 nucleotides long. Its product is annotated as probable cyclic nucleotide-gated ion channel 14. The coding region runs from base 503 to 2698 and encodes 731 amino acids. Gene Ontology annotation, cellular component: membrane. Gene Ontology annotation, biological process: transmembrane transport; monoatomic ion transport. NCBI's taxonomy places the organism in Eukaryota, Viridiplantae, Streptophyta, Magnoliopsida, Rosales, Rosaceae. The transcript has 7 exons. Gene Ontology annotation, molecular function: monoatomic ion channel activity. The record is from RefSeq and is a predicted model, not a curated record.